Mycena citricolor is the source of this 4231-nucleotide messenger RNA. The record is from the annotation of a GenBank genome assembly. NCBI's taxonomy places the organism in Eukaryota, Fungi, Basidiomycota, Agaricomycetes, Agaricales, Mycenaceae.
UCGAUGAAUUGAUGGAUUCACACUUUUCCUUACACAGCAGACACAAGGCCGCGAAGCUCGUUCCAUACAGAAUCGCAUGAUUCUUCCUCACGAGCGGGCCAAGGUCUGAGUAUUUAACCCCCCUCGAACGGUCCUAGCAGGGCCCGACGGUCAUCGUCGAGCGACGUAUCAGAAAUCCAUCCGACCUUUCAUGAUCUCGAAGAUCUUCUUGCGAAGGGAGAGUCGUUGCGGGGAGCGGAUUUAGAACUCGUCGCGGGGGUCGGGCGGUGCUCUCUUUUUUGCUCCUGCCGGGCGUCUUUUAUCGGUGUCCAAGGUGCCUUCUUCGGAAGGUGCGGGGGGAGGGCUGGUUUGUGUGAUGCUUUCCUGCCUCCCUUGCAUCGCUCUCGGGCGAUCUUGUGCUAGCAUCGUCGCGCAACCCCCACAAAGUGCGCCGGAAGUGGCUGCAGCCUUCAAGCGGAAUUCGAAUACAGCAGGUCGCGUGCGCAGAUCAAGUCAUAUGUGAUCAGAAAUGUCCCACAGAGGACGGCUAGCUAUGCCUAUAUUUCAGAGAGGGUUGUUAGUAGCGCUGCUGCUUCCUUCAAGGCGACGGUCCCAAGACGAAUAUACUCAGAAGGAUCCGGGCGGCAUCGCGCGGCGGGCUCGGCGCACGAGAAAGCGCUCGGCGUUUGGACUGAUCAAGGGCGUUCCGUCCUUGAGUGCACUUCGCGGCACACGCUGUCGAACCGUCUCGCGAACGGGGAGAUACUGUGUAACUCGAUUCAGACUACUCUGUGUCUGCUGUGUCAACAAUUUUUUCCACAUCGCUUCCUUUGGGAGCUGCUUGGCUCCAGGGUCGGUUCUGUGUUAUCGGCCUUAGUGUCACUCAAUGCCCUUGGCCUUGCGUGAUAUGUGCCUGUGUAGUUGUUUGCUCCGUGAAUGUAUCAUUGCACCGUGGAGUGAUAGAAUCCUGCCUAAUCGGGAACCCUGAAUGUAUACUUGAUCCUGACCGUCAUGAAUGCUAAGAACGUUGAGGGCAUGCUCUUAUUGGAGCAGUCUUUUGCCAGGGUGCCUUACGAGAAUUACCGGAAGGUCUUUCGGACGAGCCAACGAUACAUCGACCGGGAUCUCUAUAGAACACUAUGCGACUCCGCCAAGUCUUUCGCAGACCAGGCUUCGAGCUCCUCUGCACCCACAGGGGGCGAAGUUGAUUCUGAGAGGGCGAUACAGUCUAUCGACGCCAUGAUCACCAAUGUAGAGAACCUCAAGCGCAAAGCCAGUAGCCUUCUUAGCCAAUUACACGCCACCUCUGGUGGACCUACUCAGGACGUCCUUCGCGAGCGACUACAGCACGUAGCCACAAUAGAGCGGCCGUCGACCAAUGAAGCGGAGCACGAACGCUGGGCAGACGCCAGAUUGGAUAGGUGGCUGGUCGACUGGGCUUUGAGAAAUGGGAAGGAGAACACGGCGAGGAUGAUUGCAAAAGAGAAACACAUCGAAGUGCGUGCAGCUUCGACUGCAGGCAAGUAUGCUGACCACGGGCGAAAGAAUCUGGUGGACAUCGACCUCUUUAGCGACGUUAGGAGGAUAGAGAAGGCCCUUGAGCAGCACAGCUGCGCUGAGGCGCUCGUGUGGUGCAGUGAGAAUAAGAGUGCCUUGCGCAAGAUGAAGAGUACUUUGGAGUUCGACCUUCGCCUCCAAGAGUUCAUUGAACUUGCUCGCGCCCUCAAAUACAAGGAAGCUAUUGCUUAUUCACACAAGUACCUUGUUCCAUGGAAGGAGACGCAUGCUGAGCAAAUCAUGCAAGUAUCGGCACUUCUGUGUUUCCAGCCAAAGAACACGUCGCAGGGACGGUACAAGCGUCUGUACGAUCCGUCCCGCUGGUCUUCCUUAGUCGAAUCUUUCCGUCGAGCUGUCUAUUCGCUCAACGCUCUCCCCUCCGAACCGCUGCUCAAUCUCAGUCUGUACGCUGGACUCGCCUCUCUGAAACUUCCUGCCUGUUUCAAUCCCCAUACGAAAAACGUCGACUGUCCUGUCUGUGAUGGAGGCUCGGGCUCUGGUGGAGGGCUGGGCAAAUUGGCAGAACAGGUUCCAUUGAGUCACCACGCCAAUUCCACGAUCGUCUGCUGGAUCACGGGCAAGAUCAUGGACGCGGACAACAUGCCAUUAGCGUUUCCGGACUCGGGAUAUGUUUAUUCGAAAGAUGCCAUGGAAGAAAUGGCUCUCAAGAACAACGGCGUAGUCACAUGUCCGCGAAGCAAAUCGACGUGCCAAUAUUCGGAUUUGCGCAAGGUCUUCAUCUCUUGAAGUUCCAAGGUUCUCUGGACAAAUGUAUCACAUUGUAUCAAUAGCUCCUUGGAUUUCGUUCGAAGCAUUUGAGUCCAGUAUGUACUGGAAAUAUGUACGAUGAUUGCUUUGCAUGCCCGGAAAUACGGAGGCAGCUGGACCGCGGCGACAAAUCUAGCGCGCGUCAUGUUGCCACGAUCUCGGCUUUCAAGCCUCCAGGCCCCGUCUAGCCACAAAGGAUGCCUUCCCUCUCCCGCAUAUUUCUCGGCGCUGUUGUCCUUCUCGGCGCCAUUGUAGCCGUUUACAUCCUGCCCGCAUCUUCGCCCAACGGCACCUCCUCACCCGUGAUGGCAGCAUAUCCGACCGACCCAUACGCUGCACUGCAGUACAACAUGGUGAACACGCACGACACGUUCAAGGUCGCGUACAAGCAGAUCAUUCCUCUGCUCGAUAAACCGCCUCUUGACGACCUCGAUAAUUUCUUGGGAUACUGUCGCGCUUGGGCCGCAUGCAUCGUCGAGCAUCACGAUUCGGAGGAAGACUCUCUCUUCCCCUUCCUUAAUGGCAAGUCCGACUUUGGCAAGGAAAUCGAACAGCACGUCUUCAUCGCCAAGGCACUCACUGAGAUCCUGGGCUUCAUCGACCAGGCGCGGGCCGACCCCAGCAACUUCGAUGCCGCGAAGCUGAAAGGAAUGAUGGAGACGCUCGACGGACCUCUGUUCGAACACCUGGAUGAGGAGGUUGAAGACCUCGCACCCGAGAAGCUUAAGGCUGCCGGAUUCACGCCGGAGGAGCUGAGCAAGGCAGGAAAGGAUCUCAUGGUCUACAUCCGCGCCCACUCUGACAAAUACGUGACUUUGCCUUUCAUGCGAACUCACACACCGCCCGAGCUGAAGGAGAUCUGGCCACCGUUCCCGUGGAUCGUUAAGCGCCUCGUCGUUCCCUGGAUGCUCUAUCCCCAGAAUGCGGGAUACUGGAAAUAUGCGCCUUAUUCUGUUUCGUGAUACCUGUUUGACAUAAAUAUGUUCUAUCAAUCUGAGCCGUAUACGAUAGAUUUUUGUCUACGCGAGGAUGAACGAGGUCUCGGUCAAUCUUAGUCUAUUAGGGCUCAUCCUGUUCCGCAUGAUCGUGUGGGAUGGAUCUGGACUCAAUCAAGAUGCUUUUGACGUGCUCCUCGAGUAACAUCCCUAAAACUCGGUGAACAGGCCAAGACCAAAGUGGAAUCAUGUCCGCAUACCUAAUGCCAGCAAGGCGGAUCCAUCCAUGCUUUUGUACAUAUCUUUCUCUGGCCGGGUUUCUUCCAACGGGCCGUCGUCCCCGUCCUCGCUGCCGGAAAUUUCAUCAUCGUCAUCUUCUUCAUCUUCCUCUUCCUCUUCCGGUUCCGGUUCCUCUUCCUCCUCUCGAGGUUCCUGACCGCUAGCCGUCGCUCGGACCGUGGAUCCCGCCAUACGACGCUCCUUCAAAGAUUGUCGAUAGCUACGAGAGGCGUUGUACAGCUGCCCCCGCUUGGAGUAAUACUCGCAGAACACGGACAGAUCAUAAUUACAGAAGAAGGCAGCGGAUCGAGAUAGCCUCCGCGGUCUUCAGAGCUGAGCGACAGGACAGGGAUAGUCCCUAGAAAGCCGGGAUCGUGGUUGUAUUUACGGCGUUUCUUCAGUCGCUGGGGGGCUUCUGUCAGGUUGCCUAAAGUCUCUUCAGCAGAAGCGUUUUUGUCAUCGAUGCUGAUCUCCUCAUGACCACUGUCCCGAUAGUCUGAGUCGAGUGAUCGCAGCUUUGGAAUCCGCGUGGUGUCCUGAUAAAUCCGAUUUCCUCUGGGGUCGACAAUCUGGCUUAGCUCAGAAGGCAGAUGGGAGGCCGAUUUUGAUUUUCGAGAAGCGAGACUCGAGGCAUCGUAUACCGUAUAGCGGCUCAUGGAUGGAUGGGUAUAACACUGUCCUAAACAGCACCACACAACGCCUCGACACUCAGU